AUGCAUGUUUGUAAUGAUAAAGAUUGUUUUGUUGAAUUGAAAGAAGAUGAAAAUUAUGAAAAUAUUGUUGUCGGCAAUAACGAGAAAGUGAAGAUUGAAGGCGUUGGUAGCGUUUGUCUCAAGUUUCACAAUGGUGUUGUCAAGAAUCUUUGUCAUGUGAGUGCUAUCAUCUUGACAAAAUCCACCGAGGGCGGCGGGGCCGAGUGCAGCUUGUGCGAGGAACUUAUCAUGAAUCCACUGAUUUCUGUCGCUUCUGUUAUUGCUGUUGGGUUGGCUGUCGGGCUUGUUUCUAUUGGACUCGGGGUCGGUCAAGGUACUACAACAGGCCAAGCUGUAGAAGGUAUCACAAGACAACCCAAGGCGGAGGGAAAAAUACAAGGUACUUUAUUGCUUAGUUUGGCUUUUAUGGAAGCUUUAACAAUUUAUGGACUGGUCGUAGCAUUAGCGCUUUUAUUUGCGAAUCCCUUUGUUUAA
This is a messenger RNA of Pistacia vera, 474 nucleotides long. RefSeq names its product ATP synthase subunit c, chloroplastic-like. Gene Ontology annotation, biological process: proton motive force-driven ATP synthesis; proton transmembrane transport. The record is from RefSeq and is a predicted model, not a curated record. The transcript is spliced from 3 exons. Bases 1 to 474 code for a protein of 157 amino acids. Gene Ontology annotation, molecular function: proton transmembrane transporter activity. Lineage: Eukaryota; Viridiplantae; Streptophyta; Magnoliopsida; Sapindales; Anacardiaceae.